This is a messenger RNA of Leishmania braziliensis MHOM/BR/75/M2904, 1263 nucleotides long. Its product is annotated as putative aldo/keto reductase. Bases 1 to 1263 code for a protein of 420 amino acids. The record is from RefSeq and is a predicted model, not a curated record. Lineage: Eukaryota; Euglenozoa; Kinetoplastea; Trypanosomatida; Trypanosomatidae. Gene Ontology annotation, molecular function: oxidoreductase activity. The transcript has a single exon.
AUGCAGUGCACAGUGGGCGCAACGCCUGCUGCUGCUGCUGCUAGUGGUCUUCCAUCCCUGUCGUUUGGGGUGCCUCCAAUCGGGAUCGGCACUUAUGAACUUCGCGGAGACGCCUGCGUGAACGCCGUACGGGCCUCUCUCCAAAUGGGCUACCGUCUCAUCGACACCGCGGCGGCGUACCGCAACGAGGAGCUCGUUGGAGAAGGCAUUGCCAGCAGUGGCGUGCCGCGAGCAGACCUCUUCGUUGUGGUGAAGAUAGCAAUGAAGAGCAUGGGGGCUGACGAAACGGUGCGACAGGGAGUCCUCGACAGCAUUCGAAAGCUCCGCAUCGGCUACAUUGACUGCGUGCUCAUGCACUGGCCGGGGUGCGGCGGACUAAAACCACAAGACGCAGCAGGCAAUCAAGCGGCCCGCGCGCGGUGCUGGCGCAUCAUGCACGAGCUGCAGAAACAGGGAAAAGUGCGCUACUGCGGCGUGUCGAACUUUCUGCCGCGGCACUUCAAGGAGCUGAACUGUUUCAACGACAGCGACGACGGCCAGCAUACUGAGUCUGAGGCUCUCGCUGCAGCGGCGCAACUGCGCGUGCUAAGCACGAGCGAAAGGAAGGAAGAAGACGGCGUGCACAGGCAUUACAGUGGCAGCAGCGGUGGCUGCCCAUCCUCGUCUUCUGCGCCAGCACUGCCUUCCACAUCGUCAGAGCUGUGUUUGCCGCCUAUCCUUAAUCAGAUUGAACUGCACCCCCUGUGCAUUCAGCGCGACGUCGACAUGUACUGUCGCAGGCUUCAUGGCAUGCUGUUGCAGCAGUACUCCCCCCUUGGCAAGGGUGACGUACGCCUCUUGCAGCACCCGGGACUGCUUAAGGUGCACGCACAGUGCUUUCCGAGCCAAUGUGGUGGCAAUCAUGCGUCAGCACCAGUGCCAGGGGCAUCGCCUGAGGCUGCCAAGUCCUACUCCGUCGUGGACAUGAUACUCAUGUGGGGCCUAGCACAAGGCUACUGCGUGCUGGUUCGGAGCCACAGGCUGGACCACCUCCGCGCCAACUUAGAUGCCGCUCGCGACUACUUCGCCUCUGUGAAAGCAGUCGCGAAGGAAAUGGGCAACAGUGGCGGCGGCAGCGCUGAUGAAUCCAUGGCUUCGGCUAGCACGGCACGCGCGCUACUGACGGCAGAGCAGCUCAAUGUUAUUCAGCAUCUCCGUGUGCACAUUGGCGUCGAGGACGAUCAAGACAUGCAUCUGUGCUGGUACAGCUCUCAAAUCGCUUGA